This is a messenger RNA of Miscanthus lutarioriparius, 2538 nucleotides long. The record is from the annotation of a GenBank genome assembly. Lineage: Eukaryota; Viridiplantae; Streptophyta; Magnoliopsida; Poales; Poaceae.
AUGGAGCCUGCAUUUCCACAUGGCUAUCGCCUCCGUGCUCGUCGCGGAGCGCCGGCUCUACGCACGCGUGCUCGAGCCCCUACCACGAUCGGUCUGGCCCGAGUGCUUCGCCAAGAUCGCCGCCCGCAACAUCGCGGCAUUCUUCCGCUUCGCGGACGGCGUGGUCAUCGCGGCGCGCGAGCCGCAGAGUCAGUCCAAGCAGCUCGACAUGCUCGACGCGAUGGCCCGGGGAGGGAGCGCCUGGACAAGCUCUUCUCCAACGAGUCGGCCACGCUGGUCGUUAUCCGCGAGCGCACGCGCGAGGUGGAGCGCGAGCUGGUGCGCGCCGUGUCCAGCGUGUUCUUGGAGUUCGGUCUCCGCAUCGAGAUGCUCUACGUCACCGGCGCCGGCGCCGACGCGGGGCACGUGCCCAAGAUUGUGCAGUACGCCGUGAACUCCCUCAAGUGCCUCGCGUCCGACGACUACCGUGCGCUCAUGGACACCGCGCUGCGCGUGGAUCUGGAGCGCGGCGACGAGGACGAGGACGUGGGCGAGGGUGACCACGCCCCGCUCGCCGAGGCGAUGGCGAACGUGGGGGAGGCGCUGCACCGGCAUGUCGAGGCGGUGCGCGGGGUGUGCCCGGACACCGUGGCAUCGCACGUCAUGGCCAUGAACGCGUACUGGUACAUCUACGUGCACGCCCGGGGCUCGAAGCUAGCAAAGCUGGUGGGCAAGGACACCAAGCGCCGCCGGUACAAGGCGGCGGCCGAGGAGGCAGCGUGGGAGUACCAGGGCGUGGUGUGGACCCCGCUGAUUCACAAGUGGAGCUGCGGCGCGGGCCAGCCCGGAUGCUCUGCGGAUGAUCGCCUGCGGCCUGCGUGUGCAGGGUUUGCUGUCUGUGCUGUUUCCCGUCUGCUAGUUGCCGAGGCGUUCGGGUUUGUGCUGUUCCGUGAUUGGGAUAGGUGGAUCUGCGGGGUGAAUGUGUUUUGUGGUGUGCGGGCGACGAGCUCUAUCAAUUUGGGAAAUAUGGAUGGACCUGUUGAUGACCCUGUGGAGAACAACCUCACCGGAAAUCCUAGUACCCUUGGCAAUGAGGAAGAAGCCAAUACUUAUGCUGAUGUGCAAGUCAAGGAAGAACCAGAAAAUCUCUAUGACGAGGAAUCCAAGGAAGAACCAGAAAAUCUCUAUGUGCAAGUCAAGGAAGAGCAUGCGAACAUGAACAAUGAAGAUGUGGGAGGUCAGAACAAGGAGGACCAAGCUACCCCCACAGAGCACGGUGAGGAAGCUGGGGUGAAGCAGCAGGAUGCUACAGUUCCUGAUGACAGGAAGUGGCCUGGGUGGCCUGGAGAGAGUGUGUUCCGUAUACUGGUUCCUACCACAAAGGUGGGUGCCGUCAUUGGGCGCAAAGGGGAUUUCAUCAAGAAAAUGUGUGAGGAAUCCAGAGCUCGCAUCAAGGUUCUUGAGGGACCACCAGCUGUGCCAGAAAGAGCGGUAAUGAUUUCAGCAAAGGAUGAACCAGACACAGUGCUACCUCCAGCUAUUGAUGGGUUGCUUAGAGUUCAUAAAAGGAUAACAGAUGGUUUAGAUGGUGAAACUGAUCAGCCUCAACGAGCUACUGUCACCGCUGGGCCGACAAGGCUGCUGGUCCCGGCUUCCCAAGCUGGCAGCCUGAUUGGGAAGCAAGGAGCAACUAUUAAAUCAAUACAGGAUGCUUCAAAGUGCGUUCUCCGGAUUGUUGAGAAUGUUCCACCUGUUGCAUUAAACGAUGACAGAGUUGUAGAGAUACAGGGUGAACCUCUUGAUGCUCACAAAGCCGUGGAACUGAUUGCAAGUCAUUUAAGAAAAUUUCUUGUUGACCGCAGUGUCCUUCCUUUGUUUGAAACACAGAUGAAAGCGCACAAUGUGCACAGAGAGCAACCUAUGCCUCCUCCACAGGCAUGGGGUCCCCCUCCGCCCUCACCCUGGGGUCAUCCACCACCAAACCUUCCUCCUGGUGGCCCAGGUUAUGGUGGGAACCCACAGUACAUGCCUCCACCUCCACGGCCACAAGAGAGCUAUUAUCCUCCUCCUGAUGUGCCCCCUGUAGAAAAGCAACCACACUAUGGAAUUUCUUCAUAUGGACGCGAUGCACCUCUGAGUGCUCCCCCAGGGAAUCAAAACCAAUCACAUGGGUCUUCUCAGGUGACACACAGCAUGCAAGUUCCUCUUUCCUAUGCUGAUGCUGUGAUAGGAUCAGCUGGUGCCAGUAUCAGCUACAUCCGCAGACAUAGUGGAGCAACUAUAAGUAUUCAAGAAGGUGCUCCUGGGGAGAUGACAGUGGAGAUAACAGGAAGUGCUUCACAAGUACAGACUGCUCAACAGCUAAUCAAGAAUUUCAUGGCUGAAGCUUCUCCCCAGGGACCACCAGCUCCACCUGCUCAACCAGUGGACACGGGUUACAGCUCGUAUCCACCGUACGGUGGAGCAUCAUAUGGGUCUCCUCCCGGUGCCCCAGCUCCAGCGCCUCACAAUGGUGGAAGCUAUGGCGCUGCACCAUACCCGCCGAGCUAUGGAUACUAA